Rotaria sordida is the source of this 2199-nucleotide messenger RNA. The record is from the annotation of a GenBank genome assembly. Lineage: Eukaryota; Metazoa; Rotifera; Eurotatoria; Philodinida; Philodinidae.
AUGGAAUUCAGUGAUGCAGAUCCAGCAUUUCGAGCUCGAUUUUUGGAGCCAAAAUUCGAACCGGAAUCAUUUGUACAAUCGAUUGCAUCAAAAUCGAUUGGUAGUACAGAUUUAAUGAAUAUGAAACGACGUAUGCAUCUUAUUUCUAGUGAAACUAAAACUGAAUUGAAACAAAAUGUUUAUCGUAACCAUACAAAAUUUAUUGAAACGGCUAAAGAAGUUUCAUCACUUGAAUCAGAAGUUUAUCAAUUACAUUCAUUAUUAGCUGAUGAAAAACAAUUACUAAAUACAGUGAAAGAAUUAUUAAAUGUCGAAAAUAAGACUGAUUCAAAUGAUACAUCAGAUAAUGAUUUUUGGGAAACACUUUUACAUCAUUGUCAAAGUUUGGGUCUUGUUGCAUCAAAUUCUGAACGUCGUUUAAUUCAUAGUGGUAAAUUACUUGAAGUUAAAUUAGAGAAUAUAUCAACAAAAAAUCAAAAUAAAGGAAAUACACAUACUAAACUACCAGCAUCAUUUGUUACACAUCAAUGUUAUGGUCUUUUAUUUACUGAUUGUUUUAUAAUUGCUAAAUCAUCAAAUAUUCGUACAGCAACAGCAUAUGAUGUUGAUCAAGUUUUAAAAUUACAUCAAACAUCAACUGGUAUAAGUAAUGAUCGUAAUACAGAUCAACAUAAACACAUUCAACCAUCAGCAAUACAAAUAAUAAAUGUUAAAGAUGAUGUAAUACGUAAUUCAUUUUCAAUAAAACAUAAUCUUGAAACAUUAACUAUGAUGUGUGAAAAUGCUCAAAGUAAAAAACAUUGGCUUGAAAUGUUUGAAAGUGCACUUUAUCCUCGACAACGACGUGGUUCAUUACUUUAUACUGAUUCAGGAUUUUUAUCAUCAUCAGCAGCACCAUCAUCAUCAUCAUCAUCAUCAGCUAGUAAUCGAUCAACUGUUCAACAACAACAACAACAGCAAAUAUUUGAAGAAGAAUUUUAUUCGGAAGAUUGGAUAACAAAUACACAAGAAAAUUUAAUUAUUUUAUUAGCUGAAAGAAAUUUUGAUGAAGCAUUAGCAUUAAUUCUUCGUGCAAGAAAAUAUGCUCAAGAAUUUCUUGUACAACAUUCUCAACAAGCAGUACCAUUUGUUGAUGAAUAUAUCAAAAGUGUACGAAUGAAAGAACAAGAAUUAUGUAAAUUAAUUGAAAAAGAAAUUCAAAAUAUUUGUGAACGAGGUUGUUCAACAAAUUUAUUAAAACAUUAUUAUCAUCAUAUACAAACACUUAAACAACUUGGUCAUGUUCCCAAAGCUUGUGAUUUAUUCAUUACAAUUCAAUUAUCUUUAAUGAAAAGUACACUUAAACAAACAAAAUUAGAAGAAUUAAAUGUUGUUUUUGUCGAAAAUUUUGCUAAUACAUUUUUUACUCGUCUUGUUGAUAGUUAUUAUGAAUUUGUUCAAAUUUUUAAAGAUCAAAGAUCGACAUUUACAAAAUUUAUUGUAUGGAUGUCAACAGAAAUAGAAAAAUUAAUAACAAUCUUACAUAAUCAACAAUAUAUCAGUACAAAAAAUUUUAAUUUUACCAUGAAAAAUAUUGAUAUAUUAUUAACAAAAGCAAAUGAAUUUUCAUCAAAAUUGAUUGAUGUUAAAUUUAUGUUUGAAGAACAACUCGAACAAUUAUUAAUACAAAUAAUAAGUACACAAAAAGAUGUUAUUAUUGAUACAUUACGACAAAGACAUCGUGAUGAAAAAUGGAUACCAAUUACAUUACCAAGUCAUGAACGUGUUGAACAGUUAUAUUUUGAAUUUCAUGAAUUAGGUCUUGAUAGUCAAAAAUUUCUUCAACCAUUCAUAGCAAUAAAUAAUGAUAUAAUACAAAUACAUUUAGCACCCAGUACAUUACAAUUUGCUAAAGCUUAUUUAACAUUUUCACGUGAUCUAUUUAAAAUUCAUUAUUCUUUAAUUAAUCAAACAAUUGUUGAAGCUCUUGUAGAAUUAAUUAAAUUACAUUUAAAAUAUUAUGAACGUGCACUACAAAAAUUGCAAAAUACGAAUGAAAGACAAUUAAAACUUUUUAUUAUGAAAAAUGUUGAAUUUUCUAUAAAUCAUCUUUUUCAUCAUGUUGAUACAUUGUAUAGACCAAAAAUUGGACAUUCAGUUAAAUAUUUUACAAAAGUCUAUGAGAAAAUGUCGAAACUCAAAGACAUGGCUGCUUCAUAA